Sinocyclocheilus rhinocerous is the source of this 3318-nucleotide messenger RNA. RefSeq names its product 1-phosphatidylinositol 4,5-bisphosphate phosphodiesterase eta-2-like. The transcript is spliced from 17 exons. The coding region runs from base 113 to 3097 and encodes 994 amino acids. Gene Ontology annotation, molecular function: phosphatidylinositol-4,5-bisphosphate phospholipase C activity. The record is from RefSeq and is a predicted model, not a curated record. Lineage: Eukaryota; Metazoa; Chordata; Actinopteri; Cypriniformes; Cyprinidae. Gene Ontology annotation, biological process: phosphatidylinositol metabolic process; phosphatidylinositol-mediated signaling; release of sequestered calcium ion into cytosol.
CCCUGUGCAUUCACAGGAGGCUGACACUGAUGAAAACCAGGGGUCGUUGACAUUUGAGGAAUUCUGUACCUUUUACAAGCUGAUCUCAACACGCAGAGAUCUUUACUUACUAAUGAUCACCUACAGCAACCACAAAGAGCACAUGGACCUGAACGACCUCCAACGCUUCUUGGAAAAUGAGCAAAAGAUGGUAAAUGUGACCAAAGACUACUGCAAGAUGAUCAUCAACCAGUUUGAGCCAUGUUCUGAAAACCAAACACGUAUGGUGCUGGGUAUUGAUGGUUUCACCAACUACAUGCGUAGUCCUGCAGGGGACGUCUUCAACCCAGAACACUAUCAAGUAAACCAGGACAUGACACAACCACUGACUAAUUACUAUAUCGCAUCGUCUCACAACACUUACCUGACCGGAGAUCAGCUGCUGUCUCAGUCUCGGGUUGAUAUGUAUGCGUAUGUGCUUCAGGCAGGCUGUCGCUGUGUGGAAGUUGACUGCUGGGAUGGUCCUGAUGGAGAACCGAUUGUGCAUCAUGGUUACACACUUACCUCAAAAAUCCUGUUUAAAGAUGUUGUUGAGACGAUCAACAAAUAUGCAUUUGCCAAAACUCAAUAUCCAGUGAUCCUUUCUAUAGAGAACCACUGCACUGUGCCUCAGCAGAAGAAAAUGGCUCAGCACCUCAUGGAAGUGCUACAGGACAAGCUGGACCUGUCAAAUAUAAAUGUGAAUGAGUCCAGACGUCUGCCAUCUCCAGAGCUUUUAAAAGGGAAAGUGCUUGUCAAGGGAAAGAAGCUGCCAGCAAACAUUGAUGCUGAUGCAGAGGAAGGAGAUGUGUCUGAUGAAGACAGCGGUGACGAGGAUGAGGAGGAAGAGGAGCAAAUUAAUGGAGAUACCACUGAAGGAGCACCAGAGACGGGUGAUGAAUCAAAGAAACGCUCACAGAGGUUGUUCAUGGACAGCUUCAGGCGCAAGAAGAAAAAGCGAAUAAAGUUAAAAAAGAGGCCCGUCCUGAGUGACUCCGAUAAUGAGCAGGAAAUUCCAAGCAGUAAUGAUAAACAGGUUAUCAACUAUGGCAAACGAAGGAAAACAAUGAGACUUUCUCGUGCCCUCUCUGAUCUAGUCAAAUACACGAAGUCAGUGCGAGUUCACGAUAUAGAAACUCAAGCAUACAUGUGCAGCUGGCAAGUGUCCUCCUUAAACGAAAGCCUAACUAAACAGAUUCUGCAGCUAAAGCCUGCCCAGUUAGUUCGCUUGAAUCAACGACAGCUCUUACGAGUCUACCCUUCCAACUACCGUGUAGAUUCUAGCAACUUCAAUCCUCAGCCUUUUUGGAAUGCAAGAUGUCAUUUAGUCGCUCUCAACUAUCAAACAGAAGGCCGUAUGCUACAGCUGAACAGGGCAAAAUUUGCAGCGAAUGGAAACUGCGGCUAUGUGCUGAAGCCAAAAUGCUUGUGUAAAGGUGCCUUUAAUCCUAUGCUGGAAGACCCUUUGCCAGGACACAGGAAAUCUCAGCUAGUGCUCAAGAUAAUUAGUGGCCAGCAGCUACCAAAGCCAAAAGACUCCAUGUUAGGAGACAGAGGAGAGAUCAUAGAUCCCUUUGUGGAAGUGGAGAUUAUUGGAUUGCCUAUCGAUUGCAAUAAACAGCAGACAAGAGUAGUAGAUGACAACGGUUUUAACCCCAUGUGGGAGGAGACACUCGUGUUUACUCUGCACAUGCCUCAGAUUGCCUUAGUACGCUUUAUGGUUUGGGACCAUGAUCCAAUUGGACGAGACUUCAUUGGACAGAGAACCAUAGCAUUUAAAAGCAUGAUGCCAGGCUAUCGACAUGUUUAUUUAGAAGGUAUGGAAGAAGCAUCUAUCUUUGUGCAUGUUGCCAUUAAUGACAUCACAGGAAAGGUCAAAUCAAGCAACGUAGUAAAGCAGCUAAUCCAGAAAAACCUUAUGCAGACCUCUGAAGAUGGCACAAGGACAUCCUUUGGCCCGAACUUCCUGCGGAAAGGAGCUGGAAAGAACCAAGCAAAAGUGGUGAAGGGCUCAACUGACUGCUACACCAAAGAGGACUUUCUAAACAGACGUUACAGUGAUGACGUGAGCUCAAAGGACAGCAGGAGCACCUCACAAUCUGCAUCUUUGCUCAGAGGAGCUCAAAGUGAACCCCUUAGAAGGGCCCAUAAGGUCUGUUUUCAGGAGCUGGAAGGAUCUCACGAGGCACGGCGCCGCCUGUCCUCCAUCACAUGUUCUGGUGGAGCAGGAGUGGCUAUGGACUACACCAACUUAGCAUUUGAUUCAAAAGACAGUUUAGAUUUGGACAUUCAGACUUCUGUGGUUCAAUCACACCUCGAGGAAACCAAAGAGCUGACUGUUUCAAAACGAAAUAAACAGGAAUGUGAGUCUACAAACUUAGCGGUUCCCACUUCUACACUGAAUAAUCAGUCCAUGUCGAAGCAGAUCUCAGGUGUUAAAUCUGAGGAUGCAGAGCAGGAACCUGAGAUGUACGAACCUCAAGAGAGUCAGAAAAUUCAGUCAGAACCUACACAAGAGUGUGAACCCUUAAAUUUCCAUCCAAUACCUGAUGGAGUACUAGAUCCUUCCAGUGGAACGUUAAACCCCAGAACUGUGUUGCUCAGGAAUAAAUAUGGACGUUCUUUAGAUGGUAGGCUUAACCCUCAGUGGCAACCGUUGUCAAUCCCUGCAACCCCUGUGCUGAGCAGACGCGUGAAUGACCCAGACACACCGUCUUCCAAAGAUUCACCAUUUAAAGGACAUAGAUCACAAAGCGUCCCGAGACGCCGUCCGCCCUCGCCUCCAAACACACCCCAUCACGUUAGGAAAGACUUCCUCAACCAGCACCCUCUCCCUCAGUGCAGUUACUCUGCACCAAAAAACUCUCUUUAUAAUAAUCACAACCUCGCUGAGAGUGAAUCAAGCAGCCUAAGUAGUUUGGACAGCCUUGACCUGAGUACUCUGCCAUCCCGUUUCCCUGGCAACCAGCAGCAGACAAUGGGCACACUGCAGAGGGAAAUGAAUGCUCUGUUUGAGCAGAAAAUGCGUGAGAUUCGAUGCCAUUCGCCACUGUUUCUCAGAGAUUCUUCAACAUUGUAGAAAAAAAAACAUGCAUUUGAAACCUAAGAAGAAACAGAAAUAACAAAAUUCCACACUGCAAUUACGAGUAUGGACAGAUGCUACAGGAAGAAAAGCAAUUACAUAAAUACAUAUUUGUAUUUUGUACAAGUAUCAUCUUGAUUAAAUCUUACUCGUCAACUCAUGCCAUCUGGACUCAUAAUUCAUUAUUUUUUCUAAAAGGCGCCUGGAAUGUUACAUUU